CUAGACCAUCUCGAGGCCGACAUCAGCCGAAUCGAGCUCCUUGAAGACACCGCAAAACUCCUGCAGAGUGCAGUCGUUGGCCCCGGGGCGCUGCGCCUGUCGUCCAUCGCGACAUACACACACACACAGCCACUCACUCGGUCGCUCACGUACUUGGUUCGCUCGCCGUGCGUGUGCCCGCGCUUACGAGUAUGUGUUUGUCGACAAGUUGGGAGAUAUCCUCCGCGUUGAGAUCCGAGAAGCCGAGCUCAUCUAGCAAGUCGGGGAACCUGCACACAACACACGCACACGACAUGCAGGAUACCUACCAUGGCCUGCUGCUCUGCGUGAGUAUGUUUGGUGAGAUACGUGUGGCUCACUGACCGUUCCAAGGGGACCGUGUGAGUGUCGUCCAUAUCGAAGCGGUCGAACGUGUUUCUGAUCUCCGACAUCUGCGGCAGUAAAGAUUGCUCUUUCGUCUGUGCAGGCCUGUACGUAUGCCUGUCUGUCUAUCUAUGCAUGUUUAUGUGUGUGUGUGUGUGGUGGUGGUUGUGUGACCACUAGGCGAGGGAUGCCGAGAGCCUCCCCGACCAAGGACCCCUCGGCAAACAGCUUGCUUGACUUGUGCUCACGGCCCUGAGUCAGCUUCGUGUCCAUCUAGAUACAUGUGCAGAAGUAGAUCCAUACACACAUGUAUGCAAGGAAGUGUGGUGACCGACCUUGAAGCUCUGUUGGGUCCUCUGGAGCUCGGCCUUGACGAGCUGUUUGCGCCGGUCCUCGUCAAGCUGCUCCUCCCUCUCGAAGCCACCAAUGCCGCCCACAUCGCCCCCGGAACUGUACAUCGACAGACGCAACUUGCCGUCACCCGCAUUCUCCCCCUCAACAGCAGGAGUGUCGUGCUCUUGUCCCUCCUCGUCCUGCUCGAGCACCAGGGUGAUGGUGGGACCAGCCUCGCUGGAGCUGGAUGAGCCACCCAGUUCCUUCUGCUUCAUGUACUGCUCGUACGCCGUGUUGAGCUGCCCCCGUGGUUAACAACGUGUAGUCAGUGGACGGGAGUGAGUCUGUGUUGGAUAGAUUGCUGACCUCUUGCUCAAACUCUUCGCCGCUUUUCUUCUCUAUCACGCCCGUCUGAAGGCAAGCAGCCAGAGGAGGGGAGAGGGGGAGAGCCACGUGGGCGCUGCCAUCCAUCCAUCGAUCCGCUCGUGUGAGUAUUUGUGACAUUGCCGCGCACCUGGACCUCGGUGAUCUGGCCAUCUCCGCCCACAUCCUGCGCACAAACAGACGAAGAACCCACGGAAGACAACUCGGGUGAGAGAUCAGCCGUUUUUUGUGGCGGUUGCAUGCCCGUGUACCUACCUGUCUGAGGCAGAUGAUGUUGCCGUUGUCGGCCUCCCGCUGUAUGUGCGUGACGUGGAUGUGGUAGUACUGCCCAUCGUCGUUGGUAUCGAAACGAAUGCCGUCGGUGAUGCAGAAGUCGACCGAUAGGGCGUCGUUGGGGACGCCCACAGUGCACCGCAGCGUCCCGUCCCCCUCCCGCAGCAUGGGCGUCAUAAACGGCGCAUGCAUUUGGGUCCCGUCCCACCCGUUCCAACCCCCCAUGUAAUACAGCUGCGUACGGUAAGUAAGACAUACAUACCAUGCAAUGCAACCACACAGGUGAGAUGCCUGGUGAGCGCGUGACUGACUGACUGACUGCCUGACUGGCUAGACUUGGUUGGUUGGCUGGCUGUUCCUGACCUGCCCCUGUUGCUGUGGUGGGAAGGCUUCAGGUGGUGGUCGGUAGCUGACCACCAGAGUGUCCCCCGCCCCGACCUCGGAUGCGCCAAAGUAGCUCAGACGACCCGCAAUCAU
Molecule: messenger RNA, 1830 nt
Organism: Vitrella brassicaformis
Lineage: Eukaryota; Vitrellaceae
Source: the annotation of a GenBank genome assembly